AUGAUCUCUGUCACUUACGUCGCCUCACGAAUCGCUAUAACUGGGUUCCUGUCGGUGUCAUUUUUCCCAAAAACCGUCAUCACUCCUACGCUUCAGGUUCUGCGCGACCCCAAGAAGGUUUCCGCUAAACGUUUCGUGUCGACGUUUUGCAUGUCAACCAUAAGCCUUCUUCUGGCCGCCGACGAAGUCGCACGAAGGUUUCUCGCCCACGAAACACAUGCACCCUUCACUGGCGCUAACGCUACUGACGACACGCCCACUGCUCUGAGUGGUCGCCCGCCCUCCGACUUAGAACUUCCAGACGACCACGAACCCUCAAAAGAACGAAAGGUCGACGAUCCAUGCACGACAGAAUCCCCAGUUUCAGCUUCGCCAUCUUUCCUUCAUUCUUUUUCACCAUCUUCGUCAACUGUAUUCAAUCCCGACUCGACGCCUUCCACCAUUAUCGAUUUGCCAAUCCCCCCCUCUAGUUAUUGUAACCGACUGUCAAUCUUGUCUGACAACACCCUCAUGGACGACCACGACGACAUGUCCUCCGACGACACCUCGUACACGAAAGACCUUGAGUGGUCUGGUGACGAAAGGACUUUCCACGAGGACGACUAUAUUACAUCACACCCUACGCAUGUAUCAGCACACCCUAUCGCAGCGGCCGUUCCGAUUACAGCACAACUUACGCCUGAACCAACACACCUUUCGCAUGCAUCACCACACCCUACACACGAACCACCACACCCUACGCACGAAGCAGCACUCGCACGCACUACCCACGAUAAGCACGGACGCCACUUCGACAUUCUACCCCCAGCAACAACAACCAUCGCCAUCCUACCCCCAACAAUCACAACCAUCGUCAUCGACCAAGGUCCUCUUCGUCUGUCGAACAUUCGACCAUAUGCUCUAGUGGAUGAAAUUCAGACGACCUCGAUGAGUACUAACCUUCCUCUUCCCCGAUAUGUCCACCCCAAGGACAUAUUGCUCCAGAAGCCAAAGGCCACGCUCUCCCUCCGCAAGCUCAAGUUUGGCAUACAGGAAAAGCGCACACCUAGAGUUUCUCGAUUAAACGCUGCCUGCGGCAGCAUCAUGCGUUCUCGCUCCAGGCGACACGCCAACGUGAUCGUAGGUCACCUCACGCAAGAGUACGAACGGAUUCGCGCGGACCACACUGUUCUCUUUGACGACUGGGUUGCUAGAAUGGCGGAGGUGGGACUCACCUCGGUGCUGACCGGACACCCAGCGCCACCAGGAUCCCCGCCUCCUCCCAAAGUUGAUACAACUCCAGCUUCAGAGCCUGGUUCACGGAUCAAGGCCCGCCUUGCAUCACUCCGCCAACGAACACAUCCAAUUGUAGCGGCAAUUCCAGCCACCACCUCACCAUCUUCAUUUCCUGGCAACUCAUGUCCUGAUAUUAACUUCACAAAUCACCAUUUUACGCCUGCCCAUCACUUCACUUUGGCGCCAAGAACUUCACCACCUAGCACAGGGUCAACAAUAUCACAGACCACGAGAACCGAACUGAAGAACUCGCCACGAUGUCGCAUUAAGAAGACGACCAUUUCAUGA
Molecule: messenger RNA, 1563 nt
Organism: Suillus paluster
Lineage: Eukaryota; Fungi; Basidiomycota; Agaricomycetes; Boletales; Suillaceae
Exons: 4
Coding region: 1-1563 (520 amino acids)
Source: RefSeq, a predicted model, not a curated record